Messenger RNA from Melanaphis sacchari, 763 nucleotides. RefSeq names its product iron-sulfur cluster assembly scaffold protein IscU (gene IscU). Bases 161 to 622 code for a protein of 153 amino acids. NCBI's taxonomy places the organism in Eukaryota, Metazoa, Arthropoda, Insecta, Hemiptera, Aphididae. The transcript has 5 exons. Gene Ontology annotation, cellular component: cytoplasm; mitochondrial matrix. The record is from RefSeq and is a predicted model, not a curated record. Gene Ontology annotation, biological process: iron-sulfur cluster assembly; intracellular iron ion homeostasis. Gene Ontology annotation, molecular function: ferrous iron binding; 2 iron, 2 sulfur cluster binding.
ACCUGAUAUAACUUCUGAUAACAGAUACUGAUUACUGACUUUGACAACCUGACGGUCUUGUAUUUACUAUUUAGUAUUUUGGUUUUCAUUUUGAAUCCCAUUUGGCAAUUUUUGCAUUUGCCGUUUAUUCGAUCAAUUACAUAUACGUACUCCCUUAAUCAUGUUUUUGAACAAAAUAUCCAAGUGCCUGACGACCAAGGCUAACAGCGUCCCUUGUCUUUUUUAUCAUAAAAAUGUGAUUGAUCAUUAUGAAAAUCCCCGUAAUGUCGGAUCGUUGAAUAAAAAUGACAAGAAUGUUGGAACUGGAUUGGUCGGUGCACCUGCAUGUGGUGAUGUUAUGAAAUUACAAAUUAAAGUUGACGAUAAUGGUAGAAUUGUUGAUGCCAAAUUUAAAACUUUUGGCUGUGGAUCUGCUAUUGCUUCUAGUUCACUAGCUACAGAAUGGGUUAUGGGAAAAACUGUUGAUGAAGCACUUUCCUUAAAAAAUACAGAAAUUGCUAAAGAACUUUCUUUGCCUCCUGUGAAGCUUCAUUGUUCAAUGUUAGCUGAGGAUGCUAUUAAGGCAGCAUUAUCAGAUUAUCGUAUUAAACAACAAGAGAAGAAAAAAACAGAUCAGGAAUAAUUAAAGUGUUAAAUUAGUAAUACUACUGCAUAUAAUAAUUAUACAUUAUUAAUGUAAUGCAAAGUUGUAUUUGUUACCCUUGAAAUAAUCAUAAAUUUCUUUUAAAUUGCACAUAAAAUAAAUUGUUAAUUAUUAUAUUUA